Messenger RNA from Aphanomyces astaci, 465 nucleotides. RefSeq lists its product as hypothetical. Lineage: Eukaryota; Oomycota; Saprolegniomycetes; Saprolegniales; Verrucalvaceae. The coding region runs from base 1 to 465 and encodes 154 amino acids. The transcript has 2 exons. Gene Ontology annotation, molecular function: ATP binding; ATP hydrolysis activity. The record is from RefSeq and is a predicted model, not a curated record.
AUGUCGCAUCCGGGUACAGUGACCCUGGUCCUAGGUCCGCCCGGGUGCGGCAAGACCACCCUGCUCAAGCACUUGGCUGGUAUUUUGCACGUCAAGGGUAACGAACAAGUCAGCGGAUCCGUCACGUACAACGGAUGCAAGCCCAGCCAGAUCGACCUGAGCUCUCUAGCUGCGUACGUCCAGCAAAGCGACAACCACUUCCCCACGCUCACGGUUAAGGAAACGUUCGAGUUCUCGCACAAGUGCCUCGUGGGGACGGUGGACCCGAACGACCCGCUCGCGGUGAACGAGCAGCACAUGGUGGACAUCCUCAUCUCGGUGUUUGGGCUGUCCGAGUGCGCCGACACGAUCAUCGGGGACGACAUGAUGAUGCUGCAGCCCCCUCCCGAAGUGUACGACCUCUUUGACAACAUCCUUGUUUUGGACAAGGCGAAGUUCAAUUGUUUGGGUAAAUGGACAAUAUAG